Molecule: messenger RNA, 555 nt
Organism: Tetrahymena thermophila SB210
Lineage: Eukaryota; Ciliophora; Oligohymenophorea; Hymenostomatida; Tetrahymenidae
Product: phospholipid hydroperoxide glutathione peroxidase
Exons: 1
Biological process (GO): response to oxidative stress
Molecular function (GO): glutathione peroxidase activity
Source: RefSeq, a predicted model, not a curated record
AUGGGAAAUAGUGGUCUGAGAAAGCUUUUGUUUGCAGGAGACAUCGUCGAAUCUCCUUACAGAAGCUUAAGCGAUAUUAAAGUUAUUAAUUUAGAUAAGGAAGAAGUAUUUUUAGGAGAUUUGACUGCUAAUAAAUAUGCAAUAGUAGUAAAUACUGGAUCUCAAAAUCCAAAUUUUAAAUAGUAAAUCAAUGAGCUCAAUUAGUUUAAAUAAGAAAACAAAGAUAAAUUAGAAAUUUUGGCAUUCCCUUGUAAUUAGUUCUAUAAUGAACCUUCAAACUUCAAAACUAUUAAAGAUUCAUAUUCUAGCCUUGUAUAAUUUCCAGUUUUUUAGAAGGUAGAGGUAAAUGGUUCAUACAUGCAUCCUCUCUACAAAUUCUUGAAGAGACAUUCUUCUCUCUAUAAUUAUAAAUUAUUAAAUGGAGCAAAAAUAACUGAAGAUUUUUCCAAAUUUCUUAUCAACACAAAAGGAGAAGUAGUUUCAUUUUACGCCGCUUCAACUCCAUUGAGUUAGAUUUAAAAAGACUUAGAUACACUUAAGGCCACUUAAAAUUGA